Paramormyrops kingsleyae is the source of this 3859-nucleotide messenger RNA. The record is from RefSeq and is a predicted model, not a curated record. NCBI's taxonomy places the organism in Eukaryota, Metazoa, Chordata, Actinopteri, Osteoglossiformes, Mormyridae.
ACUAUUUCAUAGGAUAGGUGAUUAAUCAUAAAACUUAAUCAUCGGAUAUACGUGUUUCUGUGAUUAUACGCGUGAUUAUUUGAAUCUGUUGCAGAUAUGUGGUUAAAAUGAAUGUUUUUGUUUUAAUGGUUUUGUUUGGAGUGGACGUUUGUAUGGGGUGCGGAUGCUCCGAUCGGGUCACGCGGCGCGGUGACGAUGCCCUUCGUCUUUGUCUACGGGGCCGCCAUCUUGUCAUUGCUUACCGGCGACCGGCUCGCACCUAAAUUUCACCAAAACGCAACUGCAAACCGUUUAUCCGCGUCCCUGCCGUCUAAUUGCGGUGGUUUCGUUGCUUUGCACAUCCAGCAUUUUUGAACCCCACUGUAUUUUUACCCGCAUCUCAAGCUGCUUCACAGAGACGCGCUACCCGUGAGAGAAAAACUACUUAUAGAAACGGAUUAAAAAUAGGGAUAACACCGGAGGUUUUGUGUAAGAGUGGAAUACACGUGUGCUAGCUAGCUAUUUUUUUUUUUGGUAAAAUUUUCAAUAAAAAUGAGAGGAGGUUCUUCGUAUGGAGACAGAGAUAGACACCGCGGACGCGAUAGGAGUCCUCGCUUUGGGUCCAGUCGAAGUGGAUCAAAGUUUGGUACCCCUGGCGAGCGUCUGCGCAAGAAGAAAUGGGAUCUUGAUGAACUGCCCAAGUUUGAGAAGAACUUCUACACUGAGCACCCGGAGGUGCAGCAUAUGAGCCAGUAUGAAGUGGAGGAAUUCCGCAGGAAGAAGGAGAUCACCAUCAAGGGAUCUGGCUGUCCCAAACCGGUCACCAGUUUUAGUCAGGCACAGUUUCCUCAGUACGUGAUGGAUGUGCUGAUGCAGCAGAACUUCAAGGAGCCCACAGCCAUUCAGGCCCAAGGCUUCCCCCUGGCGUUGAGCGGGAGGGACAUGGUGGGAAUCGCUCAGACAGGCUCCGGAAAGACGUUGUCGUAUCUCCUGCCUGCCAUUGUGCACAUCAACCACCAGCCCUAUCUGGAGCGAGGAGAUGGACCUAUUUGCUUAGUUUUGGCUCCCACUCGAGAGUUGGCCCAACAGGUGCAGCAGGUGGCUUAUGACUACGGCAAAUCAUCCCGCAUCAAGAGCACCUGCGUGUAUGGAGGCGCACCUAAGGGCCCUCAGAUCCGGGACCUGGAGAGAGGAGUGGAGAUUUGCAUUGCCACCCCUGGCCGUCUUAUUGACUUUCUUGAAGCGGGCAAGACCAACUUGCGACGGUGCACCUACCUGGUGCUGGACGAGGCCGACCGCAUGCUGGACAUGGGCUUCGAGCCUCAGAUCCGCAAGAUUGUCGACCAGAUCCGGCCUGACCGGCAGACCCUGAUGUGGAGCGCCACCUGGCCAAAGGAGGUGCAGCGGCUUGCAGAGGACUUCCUGCGUGAAUACGUGCAGAUCAAUGUAGGAGCCCUGGAGCUAAGCGCCAACCACAACAUCCUGCAGAUUGUGGACGUGUGCAUGGAGAGCGAGAAGGACAACAAGCUGCUCCAGCUGAUGGAGGAGAUCAUGGCAGAGAAGGAGAACAAGACCAUCAUAUUUGUGGAGACGAAAAAGCGUUGCGAUGACCUCACCCGCAGGAUGAGGAGAGAUGGGUGGCCGGCAAUGUGCAUCCAUGGCGAUAAGAGCCAGCCAGAGCGAGACUGGGUUCUGUCAGAUGGUCACAGUCGGUACAUGCAUGCAGCAGUGAUAUACCAUCAGACCAGGAGAGGCCAGAUGUGUUGCAACAAUCACAAAUACAAGCAGUGUAGUGAAACAGAGUUCCGCAGCGGCAAAGCUCCUAUUCUCAUUGCUACUGAUGUCGCCUCCCGUGGUCUGGAUGUGGAGGAUGUGAAGUUUGUGAUCAAUUAUGACUACCCCAACUCUUCGGAGGACUACAUCCACCGCAUCGGCCGCACGGCGCGCAGCACCAACAAGGGCACCGCCUACACCUUCUUCACCCCGGGCAACCUGCGGCAGGCCCGUGAGCUUAUCCGGGUUCUGGAGGAGGCCCGACAGGCUAUCAACCCCAAGCUGCUGCAGCUGGUGGACUCUGGGCGUGGGGGCGGAGGGGGGCGCUCUCGCUUCCGGGGCAGUGGUUCCAACUCCAACAACCCCAACCUGAUGUACCAGGAAGAGUGUGACCGGCGUAUGCGUACGGUCGGCGGGGGGGACAAGGGCAGCCGGGGGGGCACCACCAACAACAGCAGCAGCAGCUUCAGCCGGGAUGGGAGAGGAGGGGGCGGGAGCCGGGAUGGGGACAGGUCGUCCUCUUCCUCAUCUUCAUCUUACAGGGACCGGAGCAGCAGUAGUCGGAGCGGGGGGAACUACGGCACGGGUUCUAACUCCGCGGCCUCCUUUGGUGGCACGGGGGACCAGUACCAGAGUGCCCAGUACAACUCCAGGGCUGGCUCUCAGUCCGGGGGGGGCACCGCUUCCGGAGGGAGCAGUGCGGGGGGGCAGGAUGCCUCGAGCCAGCAGCAGGGCCAGUUCGGCCGAGCCAGUCAGCCCCCACCGCCCCCUCCAAGUGGACCCCAGCCCCUGAUGGCACAGCAGUUCUCACCACCUCAGCCAAUGAUGGGCUUCAUGGGGCAGGGUCCGUACCCUUUUGCCCCUCCCCCUCCUCCCCCCCCUCCCCCACCCAGGAAGUAAAGAUGUCGUAACUCCCUGUCGUACUCUGUGUCAGUUGGGGAAGCUGACGCAGGCCCGAAUCCUUGUCACUGUAUAAAUUUUUAGGUAUGAUUAGGGAUUGGGGGGAAAUUAUAGGGCUAAUAUCGAGGGGGGUAUGAGUGAUUUUUGGGGGGGAACAAAACCAUCCCAUAAUAUCCUUGUGCAUGUACACCUGUUAGUUUGCACAGCAGGACACUCGUUCAGCUCUCAGAUGCCCUCUGUCUCAGCGAUGUUUGAAUGUUAUAGCUGCAGGUGAGCAUGUUGCUGACUGACCGCUGGGAGAUCGUUAUUUUACGAUACUCCUGUUGUUUAGUACUGUAUCCUCUGAAGUAAUAUUACCUUAAGACUGUCUCUUUGAUUCUGUAAAAACCAAGUGUGAGGAUAAGGUGGUCUGGGAGGGCUUCGGUCUUCAUGUCCGGCUGCAUGCUCCUUUGCACAUUUUGGCUGUGGAUGCGAAGGCCCCCAACCCAAAUAAGCAGCUGUUCAUUUUCCUUACGUACCUUGUGCUCUCCUGUCACUUUCUCUGCUAUCUGUACAGCAACUUAUUACCGUGUCUGCAGAUUGUCACCAAACGCCAUGCAAGUUUUGUUUUGGUGAAAAAAUUGGCGUUCACUUUGACUCAUUUCUCGUACGAGAGGUAAUUAUUAUUUUUUUUAAUUCCCUGUAAUACACACCUCCUGGUAUUGAGUUGGGGGAUGUAUGGAAGUGCAUUUUGCUUUUCUUUUUUUUUUGGAAAAGGUAGGUGCUUCAAAAUCUACUUAGAGACUUGAUAGAAGUGAUUGAGCUGCUGGCAGAUUUGCUUGUUGGCUUGUAGUGGUCAAAUUGCACAAUAGAAUCAUCCUUUUUAUUUGUACUGUGGACUCAAUUAUUUCAAAACUUGUCCAGUUACAUUGUGUUGCACUUAGGAAUGGGAUGUAAACUUGACAGCCAAAUGUAACUCUCCAGUGUGGUGUAGUAUUUAUUUUAUACUUUCUUGAAUUGCUGUUCAAAUAAUUAAUGGCUGCCAAAGGAAUUUUAUUCAUCCCAGUCUUAUGUAAGGUUAGGGUUAGGUUAGGGUUAGGGGAAUGUGGCAGCCUCAUUCCUCACCCCCCUCCCUCAAGCAGAUUUUGCAAGAUCUACUCUAUAUCCUUUUUAUAUUGGACUGUUCUGCUUUCCAGGUUCGAAUAAAGAUUUUGAACAUUCAGAGUGA